AUGUGCCGAGAAAGUCCGACCAGCCAAUUUACCGGCCUGGAAGUUUUUGGAUAUCUUCAUGUCAACAGCCUGAAAUCUCAAAGGAGCAUCAAAGUUUUGCAAUUCAUACCAAUGGCAAACUCAAUUGACCGGGUUUUGGCCUCCGCUGUCGAAGGGCAAGCUCAAAGCCCACGCUUCGUGCAGAGUCAACUCAGCAGUCUUCAUGCAGCAUUGAAGAAAGAAGGACCGGCGAUCAGAGCGACUAUCGAGAGUGAGAGCAGACAUACGACGGCGGAGAUUCAAAUCCAAUAUGCUCUAGCACUUGAAGCUGUGGCCGCCUUGUUCGCAGAGAGCAAUCUGGAGAAGGCGCUUGAGGUCGAGUACUGGCUCGCGAGACGCGAAAGCUCCCUGUCACAUUCGGUCGCUUAUCCACUCGCCUACAUCUUACCUUCGAGCUACAACUUCUUUAAUGCAUGUGUGACAGCGGUGGCUGCAGCAAUUGCAGCGGGGAGCUGUGUCAUCCUCGAGGUUCCCAAGAUGCUGUCAAAGACCUCAGAACUUACGCAGACGACACUAAUAGCAGCUCUUGAUCCAGACGUCUUCAUUGUCGUUGACAAAAGGAUAGAUGUUGCAAGUCUGCCUCAACACAGCGUCCGACUCUUUGGCUCCGCAGAACCCAAUGUCGUUUACUCGAGAACGGAUUUGGUCCCUCCUUCCACUCGGACCGUCGCAAUUGUUGACCGUGCUGCCGAUAUGCAGAAAGCAGCAAAGGCCAUCUCCCGGGCUCGAUUCUCUUUUGCAGGCCAAUCUCCUCGUGCGCCAGAUCUUGUGCUCGUGGAUGAAUUUCGAAUCAAGGAGUUCUGCGCACAAAUCGCCAAGCUCACCAGCCAGUAUUUCGCUACACAGCUGGAGGUCAAUGGUCCUAGCCCCAAAGGCACGGUCAAGGCCCGAAUACCCAAAAUAUCAGCCCAGAGCUCGAACAAGCGGGUGCAGAGGUCAUUAUUUCUGGAUCCAGAGGAGCCGCUGCCUGUGUCACCUGUCGGAUUUGGCACCAGUCUUAGGGGGUUUUAUACUCGGGAAAUGUUCAAGUUGCCGAAGCCAGAGUUCAUUUCCUACAGUGAUAGGAGCCGUCAUCUAGCCAGACUGAUCGAUGGGAACGAGGUUAGUGAGGCAAUGAAGCUUCGACGUGCAGCUGAAUCACUGGAAACCAAGAUGAAUCAGCCUGCGGGACGUGCGAUUGGGUUCUUCGAGCAGGGGAUAUUGGUAGGAAUUUAG
Molecule: messenger RNA, 1254 nt
Organism: Exophiala xenobiotica
Lineage: Eukaryota; Fungi; Ascomycota; Eurotiomycetes; Chaetothyriales; Herpotrichiellaceae
Exons: 2
Coding region: 1-1254 (417 amino acids)
Molecular function (GO): oxidoreductase activity, acting on the aldehyde or oxo group of donors, NAD or NADP as acceptor
Source: RefSeq, a predicted model, not a curated record